AUGGAUUUGAACUCAAUUUUGAAGGGCAUGAUACAGUCAUUAGAUAGUAGUAAUGAAUCUAUCGAAAAGCUUAUAAACAAUAAAGAUGAAGAUACUUCUAAAUUCAUACAAGACUUAUUAAAUAAUUCGGAGAAUAAGUUAGAAAAUGUUUCAUUAUUAGAUUUAAAGAAUAACUCAAUUUUAUCAUAUAUUAAUAAUUUAACACUUAUCAUAUUAAGCCAAAUACAAAGAAUCGAAGGCGAUGAACAAGUUGAUGAUGUAAGAGAAAAAGCUAUCGAGAAUAGUAUCAUUCAAAGAAUUACGUUAGAAAAAGGUAUCAAGCCAUUGGAGAAGAAAUUGAACUAUCAAUUAGAGAAGAUGAUUAGAAGUUAUAACAAGAUGGAAACAGACUUCAACAAUUCUGAACAAAAACAACAAGUGAAUGCCGCCAAGAAUAGUGACGACGAAGAAAAUAAUGACGAUAGUGAAAGUGAAAGUGAAAGUGAAGAUGAAUUAUCUUAUAAACCAGAUGCAUCAUCAUUAAUGAAGAAACCAAUGAGCUCUUCUAAUGACAGUUAUAAACCUCCAAAAAUAUCCGCCAUGGCACCACCAACCAAUAAUUCAAGUGAUGGUAAGUCCACUAAAAAAUUACAAAGUAUGGAAGAAUAUCUUAAAGAAAACAGUGAUUUACCAAUGGAAGAAAAAUCUAUUGGUGUUAAUAUUGUUAAUCACGGUAGAGGUGGGGUCAAAACAUCAAGGGAUAGAGAAAAAGAAAAAGAAAUCCAAACAUAUGAAGAAGAGAAUUUUACUAGAUUACCAACAGUUCAAACUAAGAAAGAUAAAUAUCAAAAGAAAAGAGAAUUACAAAAUACUUUUGCUGGAGAAGAUUUUUCAAUUUUCAAUAAUAAUAGGAACAUUAAUGAAAGUACUAGUAGAAAAAGGAAAAAUGGAAGUGUCUGGGAUAAAGUUAAGAGAAGAAAAUAA
Molecule: messenger RNA, 963 nt
Organism: Yamadazyma jaroonii
Lineage: Eukaryota; Fungi; Ascomycota; Pichiomycetes; Serinales; Debaryomycetaceae
Source: the annotation of a GenBank genome assembly